GUUUGGAGUUGUUGCUGAGGAGGUUUCGUAGUCCGGCGGACAGACAAACGUGUUCGAUGGAAGACGGCUCUACUUUCAAAAUGUUCCUGCCUUGCCUAAGGAAUAACCCGCUUUACAAAGGACAGCGUGCUGUAUUUAUUGUUCUUCUGUACAUCUUGACAGGUGUGGGGUGCAGUCAGGUGUUGGUUCCCCGGAAGGUGAGUGCUGUAUUGGGGAAGAAUGUGACGUUGGGCUGUAGCGUGGAGGUGGGGGCCAACCUCAGUCUUACCCAGAGUUCCUGGGAGCGCCGGCUCCCCACAGGCUCGGUGACUGUGGCGGUGUACAAUCCCGUGUUCGGCAUCUCGAUCCCCCCAAACUAUGUGCGCCGCCUGUCCUUCCGCUCACCCUCCUCCCAUGACGCCACCAUCGUACUGGAGGAUGUGGGCUUUGAGGACAUUGGAGUGUACACCUGCAAGGUGGCCACCUUCCCCCUGGGCAACACACAGGCCUCCACCACUGUCAGCGUGCUCGUGGAGCCCAGGGUGUAUGUGUCGGCUGGCUCGGUAGCUCUGAUCGACGAGGGCAAUGAAACAGUGGUGGCCACCUGCAUCGCUGAGCGGGCCCGGCCUCCCGCCGAAGUCUCCUGGGAGACUGACCUGUUUGGCCAAUCAGAGGUGUCGCUGCAGGACGAGGCAAACGGCACGACCAGCACCCAGGUGCGCUACCUGUGGCAGCCCACCCGCCACAUCCAGGGUCACACCCUCACCUGUGUGGUGCGUCAUCCUGCCCUGCACACAGACUUCAGGAUCCCCUACCAGCUCAACGUGCAGUACGCCCCAGACAUUGUGGUCGUAGGUUAUGAUGGUGACUGGUAUGUGGGCCGUGAGAACAUCCAACUGACCUGCAAAGCCAACGCAAACCCACCAGCACACCACUUCACAUGGAUCAGACUGGACGGGAAAAUGCCAGAAGGGGUGGAGAUAGUGAACAACACAUUGCUGUUUCUGAGGCCCCUCCAAUGGAAUGACUCUGGAGUCUACAGGUGUGAGGUUGCCAAUGACAUCAACCUACGCAGCAGGGACCUGAGGAUACGCAUACAAGAUCCUCCCACCACCUCCAUGCCCUCCACCACCCCUGCGCCUGUCCUAACCGGCUCUGCCUCCUCAUCCACCUCUGUGGGAGACAAGCGACGGGUCUUCACCUCCCCCACCCUGGCAGCCCUGCCCCCCGACAACCACCUGGGCACCAUUGUGGGCGGGGCUGUGGGCGGAGCCUUGUUCCUCCUUCUGCUGCUGGUAGUGGGCGGGGUCUGUUACCUACGACAACGACAGACCUUCCGCGGGGACUACUACACUAAGCAGUACCUAGGGCCUUCAGACAUGCAGAAGGCUCCUCCACAGCACGAGCUCCACCCUACUAAGCCUGAAAAUAACGUCUACCUAGACAAGGACCGCGAAGAGUGGGGCGACCGCGAACGCAACCACGUGCGGGACCGUGAACGCCUCCACCUGCAUCCAACAUCAACAACCAUCAUAAACAACCAAAGAGAACCGGAGUACCAGCCCAACGGCCUCACGAGGGCGAUGAGGAACGGAGACCACCAUGACCACCUGCGUAGCUACCCCAGCCCACACCAGACCGGCCAUGCUAGAUACGCUGCCCCGUCACACCCACUGAGCACUGGCUCCCCCUACCUGUCGGAUGACUGCUAUGACAGCGGGGCUGAGGGGGACUAUGUCUCCCAUAUGGACGGCUCAGUGAUCUCACGCAGGGAGUGGUAUGUCUGAUCCCACCACCACCAGGCACGCUACUCUGCCAACAGACUCUGCCACCAGAGAGAAGAGAGACCACAGCGCAGAAAUCACAGGAGGAUUUCAUACAUUAUUUAAGAAAAGAGAAUACUCACAUGUUCUGCCUCUCUACAUCUCUCUCUCUCUCUCUCUCACAAGCUCAUGUUUGGACAUCAUCUUUAUACUGUAGUUUUCUCUUUCAACAUGCUUUUUCAUUUCUCAUACAGGAGCUAUAUUCCUCUGAUUCUAAUCCUCAUACAGGAGGUUUUUCCCUCUGAUUCUGAUCCUCAUACAGGAGGUGUUUCCCUCUGAUUCUGAUCCUCAUACAGGAGGUGUUUCCCUCUGAUUCUGAUCCUCAUACAGGAGGUGUUUCCCUCUGAUUCUGAUCCUCAUACAGGAGGUGUUUCCCUCUGAUUCUGAUCCUCAUCAUGGAAGGUGUGUGGACAAAUCUGUUAACUAGUUAAUGUGGCUCACAGUUCACUACACAUGCACUACUGGGUAGGCCUUGUGGUAUUGUUUUGAUUGCAAGCCUGCAGCAAUUUUCCUUUUUAUGUUAAUUACUUUGUAAACAAAGGCAGCACUCUUGCUCCUUUUCAGUUCAUGAUUCUUUAAAUGAAAUGAAGUCAUUUUUCGGGAAUCUGUAUUGGAGGAAGGAAAGAGGAAAAAGUGGACAGUAUUUACUUGUUAUUCCAGAUUUCAUUUCUUCUUGGUCUGUGGUUUGGUACCCACAGAAAGGGAAAAGAAUGUACAGCUUUCUGGCACAUACAUGUGUUGCAGUUGCUACAUGGAUAGCACGGAUACAAAUCACAAAACAUUAUUGCAUUAUGUGCUGUUACACACGUAUGUGUGAGUGUAUUAUUAGUACCAGUGCCAACCUGGUCAAUAUUGUCACAUAGCGUUAGAUGCUGUCAUUGCAGCAGGAUGUCGUAGGUUAGAACUACUUCCUGCAAUGUUCUGUAUCAGUGUGAUGGUCCGUCUCAGAUAGCAGGACAGUAAUGAUAACUAACGAGUUACAACUGAGUAUUAGUUGACUUGUUGAAUAUCACCUCUUCAUACAGAGAUGUUCAGCCCUUAAUAGAAUUAGAACAUAUUCAACUAGAGGUCCCUUUUCACAGAUAUGGGGGGGGGGUCUGUAUGUUCAGAAUCUACAUGCUUUCUGUCAGCACCCUCUAUGUGCUUUUCUAUAUAUAAUCUGAAAUGCUCAUAAAAAUAGAGUCCGAUGUAUAGACUGUCUAUGUUAAAGGCUGUUUAGAAAACAGUGAAUGGGCAUAAUACUUCGACUUCUGUUGUUAUUUCAGCUGUGCUACUGUGAAGUAAAUAGAGAAUCAUUGUUCUGUCUAGUGAGAUUUCCUCUGUUACUCGCUGCUCUGGGUUCAGUUGUGUGACCGGUGCCUUAUCCCAGAAGAGCAGUAAAGUAAUCAAGUAAAAUGUACAGACCGAAGUGCAAGGCCCGUUUCAUCCUCUGUUGAGUGAGAUGUUUGUUGCCUUUGUUUUUUUCCUCCCCCCCACUUUUUUAUGUGUUUUUUUUUUACAAUGUUUUGAUUGAGUCAUUCUGUUUUUGUGGCAUAUCCUCUUUUCUCUAUUCUCUGACGAUAGCAUUAUUUUUGCUCAUACAAUGAAUGACAUUUUGCAAAGUUUGAGUUGCAAAACACCUGAACAAAGCUGAACUAAGCUAAAACAAUGAUAAUUAUCUUAUUGUACAGUUCCUAUAUGGCAGUUUUCUGUCAGAGCAGCGGAGUUAAAGGGAUAGAUUGGGUUCCUUACCAUGUAAGCAGUCUAUGGACAAGGUAUGAUAGAAAUCCAUGCUUUGGUUUAUAUUCAGAUCAUCUAGAAGUGACUUUGUUGAGCUUCACAAUCAAUUUGAGAUACUUUUGGAUGAUUUGGACAUGAUGCGUGAAAAAUGCUAAUAUCGUUCCCAUGACUUGAAUGGGAGUUGUCCCACAAAAUUCUAAAACAUUAGCUUGUGGAAACAGUGCCUGGGAAAGCAUGUUUUUUUUUAUCAUACCUUGUCCAUAGACUGCUUACAGUGUAAGGAAACCAAUGUGUCAUUUGGGUGAACUAUCCCUUUAAGUGUGCAUGGUAUAUAAGAAAAUGAAGUGGGGAUUUUUGGACUUCCAGAUGGUUUUGUUUAGUUCUUGUACAAAGUCUGAGAGAAUGGAGAGUGGAGCACCCCACCACCUCACCACGGUCAACCUCCAACCGUAUUUCACAUUCUCCUUGCAAGCACCUUCCCAUUGUGUUCAUGCUUGUUUUGUAUAUAAGAGAAGAGCUACUGUAAGUUUAAAAAUAUAUAAUGCAAGAAAACAUUUAAAAUAAUCACGUGUUGUAUCAUCAAUGACAACAAGCAUUAUUUUGUACAUAUUUUUUUGGAAAUACGUUUGUUUUCAAUAAAGCACCUUUUUUUCUGUGA
Molecule: messenger RNA, 4179 nt
Organism: Oncorhynchus masou masou (cherry salmon)
Lineage: Eukaryota; Metazoa; Chordata; Actinopteri; Salmoniformes; Salmonidae
Product: nectin-3-like protein
Exons: 6
Coding region: 57-1766 (569 amino acids)
Biological process (GO): heterophilic cell-cell adhesion; homophilic cell-cell adhesion
Cellular component (GO): adherens junction; apical junction complex
Source: RefSeq, a predicted model, not a curated record